AUGUCAAGUUCUUUUGAAGCAUUUCAGCAUAUAGAAAAGGAUAAGAAAACAGAAGAUAAUUGUUCAGCAAACAAUUGUCAUGUUGAAAACUUACAAAAUUCAAAUUUCUCUUCCGUUACCGGAACCGUUCCAGAAUCGCUUAUAGGUAAUACAGGUAAUGCAAAACUAUUAGAAGAACGUCUCAAACGUUACGAAGAUGAAAGAGAUCAAAUUAGUACAAUCACUAAUGUUGAAAAUGCGAUGAGCGUUGAUCUCUGCUUCGUUUUAGAUUGUACACUUUCUAUGAUUGGUUAUAUUAGAGCAGCGAGAAAGCAUAUAUUAAAGGUGGCUAAUUACGUUAACAACAAUAAUUCAAAUAUUAAAUUCUGGAUUGGCUUCUGUGGAUAUCGUGAUCACAAUGAUCGUAAUCGUUUACAAAUUUUUGAUUUUACUAACUCUCUUGAGAAAUUUGAAUCAUAUAUAUCUAAUAAAGUGUGUGCUCAAGGUGGCGGUGAUAUUCCAGAAGAUGUCCUAGGCGGUCUUAAUGCAGCGAUAACUACGAUGACCUGGAGCAAUGCCACCCGUAUACUUAUUCAUAUUGGCGAUGCACCACCACAUGGUCGUCGUUUUAGUAACAUAAGAGGAGACAGAUAUCCAAAUGGUGAUCCGAAUGGUCUAACCGCUGAAAGUGUACUAAAAGAGAUGCAAUCAAAAAACAUUUUAUACCAUUUUGGAAAAAUUAAUAAUUCUACUGAAAUUAUGCUUGGCAUAUUUCGUGAAAUAAUUGGUGAAUUUCCUGUAUUUGAUCUCAAGACUACAGGAAUGAACCCUUCAACAUUAGUUGAUAAAUUCUGCAAGGCUACUUGUUCUGCCAUCUUUUCUUCUGUCACACUAACCACUACUUUAAGAAACUCGAAAAAGAAAACAGGAGAAAUUCUAUGCUAUAUUCCACCUAAAAGUCUGGCUGAAAUUCAAGAUGAUCUUUAUUUUAUUAAUUCAAACUUUACUGUUCAAAACAUAUCUUUUAAGCUUGCCCCACAACCAUUCUCGGUUG
Molecule: messenger RNA, 1033 nt
Organism: Racocetra persica
Lineage: Eukaryota; Fungi; Glomeromycota; Glomeromycetes; Diversisporales; Gigasporaceae
Source: the annotation of a GenBank genome assembly